This is a messenger RNA of Capsicum annuum, 1241 nucleotides long. Its product is annotated as probable pectinesterase 29. Gene Ontology annotation, molecular function: pectinesterase activity. Bases 42 to 1070 code for a protein of 342 amino acids. The record is from RefSeq and is a predicted model, not a curated record. Gene Ontology annotation, biological process: cell wall modification. Lineage: Eukaryota; Viridiplantae; Streptophyta; Magnoliopsida; Solanales; Solanaceae. The transcript has 5 exons.
AAUUCAAUUCCACCUUGUUAUAAAAAUAUUAGUUUCAAGAAAUGGCUGUACAUUUCUUUAAAAGUGUAGUAGCAUUUUUGUUUUUGUUUUAUGGAUUAGCAAAUGGAAGAGUAUUACAAUGGCCAUCAGUUGGAAUAAACAUAUUUGGAUUUAUUCCAACAAUUUACGUAGAUCAAUCUGGUUUUGCUCAAUUUCAGAAAAUUCAAUCUGCCAUUGAUUCAAUUCCUUCUAAUAAUUCUCACUGGACUUGCAUUUUCAUUAGACCUGGCUUGUACAAUGAACAGGUGACAAUUCCAGUUGAUAAACCUUUUAUUUAUUUAAGAGGUGCAGAUGUGAAAACAACUAUUGUGACAUGGGGUGCUCAUGACUCACUCAUUACAAGCUCAACUUUUUCCUCUUUUGCUGACAAUAUUGUUGUGGAAAAUUUAAAUUUCACAAAUUCUUACAAUUAUCCACCUAUGAACAACAAAAAUCAAAUGAAACCAGCAUUAGCAGCAUUGGUGUCUGGGGACAGAACUUCAUUUUAUGGUUGUGCUUUCUCUGGUUUACAAGAUACUUUGUUGGAUGAUAAUGGCAAACAUUAUUUCAAGCUUUGUACAAUUGAAGGAACCAUGGAUUUCAUUUUUGGUUCUGGUCAAUCAAUUUAUGAGGAUUGUACAAUAUUGGUGAAUGCUGGAUCAGUAGCACAGGAUUAUACAGGAUUCAUAACAGCACAAGGAAGGUCAAAUCCAAAUGAUGAAAAUGGAUUUGUGUUCAAGAAUUGCAAAGUGAUUGGGACAGGCAAGGCAUUCUUAGGAAGGGCAUGGAGAGGUUAUGCUAGAGUCAUAUUUUAUAAGACCUCCCUCUCCAACAUCAUUGUUCCUAGUGGUUGGGAUGCUUGGAAUUUCAAAGGCCAUGAGGACCAAAUAACUUACUCAGAAGUAGACUGUGAUGGAGAAGGAGCAGACAGAUCCAAGAGAGUUAAAUGGGAAAAAGAGCUAAGCAAAGAUAUGGUGGAGUCAUUGACUGAUUUGUCCUACGUUAACACUGAUAAUUGGAUUAAUGCACAACCUUUUAUCUUAGCAAAUUAGAGAAUUAAGGGUCAUAGUUUAGUAAGUUAUGUGUUUUUCUUUCUGUUGUUUAUUUUUUUUUCUCUUAUGUAUGACUCUUUACAACACUUAUGUUUACUUUUUGUAUCCAAAAACUUGAAUAGAAUACCUAGUUCUAUUUGAUGUUUGGUGCAAAUUCGAGAUUUGGUUUUA